AUAUGAACAGGUGGGAGACAAACAGAGUGGAGUUAGAGAGAGAGAGUGUGGGUCUCUAGAGAGAGAAAAAUGGUGGGGGUUCUACAUUCGGCGUCUUUGUCGACAUUGUCACCGACUCUCCAUAUGUCCUCAGCUCGACCUUCUCGCUCAUCAUCUUUAUCUCUCAUCAGCCUCCCUUCUUCUUCUUGUUCUUGUUCUUGUCGACUCGCUGUUCCUCGCUCUUCUGCCUAUAACCCUUCUAGAAGACUCGCUCUCUUCCAUCUCAGCAGCGCUAUCCCUCAGUCCCAGCUAUUUGGUGUAAAUGCAUCCACGUUGUUAAGAGCAGAGGGGAACACGAUAGAGGCCAGUUCAACUGCAGAUAUGGCACGACCAAGUACUGUUGUCACUGAGGAGAAUUCUUUAGAGUGGGUCAAAAAUGACCACAGAAGGAUGCUCCAUGUUGUUUAUCGUGUUGGGGAUUUAGAUAAGACUAUAAAAUUCUAUACGGAGUGCUUGGGAAUGAAGCUGUUGAGGAAGCGUGACAUACCAGAAGAGAGAUAUACAAAUGCUUUUCUUGGAUAUGGGCCUGAAGAUUCCUAUUUUGUCGUUGAACUUACUUACAAUUAUGGAGUUGACAAGUAUGACAUUGGAACUGGUUUUGGACAUUUUGGUAUUGCAGUUGAGGAUGUUGAAAAAACAGUAGAUCUUAUAAAAGCAAAGGGGGGAAAAGUUACCAGGGAACCUGGUCCUGUCAAAGGUGGUACUACAAUAAUUGCCUUCAUUGAAGAUCCAGAUGGCUACAAGUUUGAGCUUUUGGAGCGGGGGCCUACAUCUGAGCCCCUCUGUCAAGUAAUGCUGCGAGUUGGAGAUCUUGACCGCUCCAUAAAUUUUUAUAAGAAGGCUUUUGGCAUGGAGCUUCUCCGGAAAAGCGAUAACCCUGAGUACAAGUAUACAAUAGCAAUGAUGGGCUACGGACCUGAAGAUAAAAACACCGUGCUAGAACUGACAUAUAACUAUGGGGUCACAGAAUAUGACAAAGGAAAUGGUUAUGCACAGAUUGCAAUAGGCACUGAUGAUGUCUACAAGACUGCAGAAGUGGUCAAACUGUGUGGUGGGAAAAUUAUUCUCGAACCUGGGCCUUUGCCAGGUAUCAACACCAAGGUUACUGCCUGCUUGGAUCCUGAUGGUUGGAAAUCGGUCUUUGUUGAUAAUGUUGAUUUUCUCAAGGAACUGGAAUCACUAUAGAAUCAUUUGCAGCUUUAGCACCUCUUGACUGAAUCUGUGGAGAUUCGUAACGAUUUUGUCUAUUGAAAUCUUGCUUCUGUCAGAUUAUAACUUCCAAAAGCUCCUAAUGAGAGUGUGUGUGCAAUACCAUUUUGUAGAUAUAACACUAUGUAUACAACUGAAAUAGUUGAAAUUAAUGUUUUUUUGUUGCCCUUUGCGCAAUCCCUGUUUUGAAAUUUGAAAUAUUAAUGCAAUUAUAAUUUGCUUUUAAAA
Molecule: messenger RNA, 1476 nt
Organism: Cornus florida
Lineage: Eukaryota; Viridiplantae; Streptophyta; Magnoliopsida; Cornales; Cornaceae
Product: probable lactoylglutathione lyase, chloroplastic
Exons: 9
Coding region: 70-1224 (384 amino acids)
Cellular component (GO): cytoplasm
Molecular function (GO): lactoylglutathione lyase activity; metal ion binding
Source: RefSeq, a predicted model, not a curated record